Messenger RNA from Suricata suricatta (meerkat), 1006 nucleotides. RefSeq names its product coiled-coil domain containing 196 (gene CCDC196). Bases 189 to 935 code for a protein of 248 amino acids. The record is from RefSeq and is a predicted model, not a curated record. The transcript has 10 exons. NCBI's taxonomy places the organism in Eukaryota, Metazoa, Chordata, Mammalia, Carnivora, Herpestidae.
GUUCAAUCAUUUGCAAGCAAGGACACAAAGGAAGGGCCAUUGUGACUCAAGCUGUAGCUAAAACCAGUCCAAUGCAACAGAUGUUUCAAGAACAGCAGCAGAAAAAUGAUGACCUAACUGAACGGAACAAGAAGGCACAUAUUUUCAAGAAGACUUCUCUAUUCUUAGAGUAGAAAUUUCCCUUCAAGAUGACAAGUGGCUCAAAUCCUUCAGGAUCCUACUUGCCCUCAAAAGCAAGAUGUUCCAAAAUAGAUGACACCUACUUGAAGGAAUUGAAUGAAGACUUAAAGCUAAGGAGGCAGGAACUGCUAGAAAUCCUAAAACCUCUUGAAGAUAAGAACAAGUUCUUAUUCCAGAAGUUGAUGUCUAACUUGGAGGAAAAACAGAGAAGUCUACAGAUCAUGAGGCACAUUAUGGCAGGGAAGGGGAGUGAAGAAUCCUCAGUCAUAGAGCUCAUUAAGGAAGCAGAGGAGAUGAAGCAGAAUCUGGAAAGGAAAAACAAGAUGCUACAGAAGGAAAUGGAGAUGCUAUGGAACAAGACAUUCAACACAGAAGCGCUUGGUGAUCAACCAAAAGGACUGCAGAUAAAAAGCAAAGCAGACUUGCAGGAUGGGAAGGUUCCCAAAACACCCUUAUCACCUAGGAAGACCAAGAAUGACCUGGAGACAUCAUGUGCAGAGAAACUGAAAGAGAAAAAGAAGGAAAAGCAACAGAAGAAAAUGGAAUGGGUCAGGUAUCAGGAACAAGCCAACACCCUUCAGGUACCGAGCACUACAACUACUGGCAGAACAACUACCAGCAAAAAGGAAUCUAAUGUGAGAAUUCUGGGAUCAAAAGCCUACACCGAACAACAAGGAGCUAAAGGAAGCCACUUUGAUGUAGGAGGGACGAUCCUUUUUCUGAGGUCACUGCCAGAUGAAGAUCUGAAGGAUUAGAAGGCUUUGCUUUGGACAGAUUUAAAGACGAGGUACAGCCAUCUGAGUUAAUUAAAAUCUCUCAAACCUUU